GGCUCGACUGCGCAAGCGCCGGUUUAUCCGGAAGUGGCAACACGUCAACAACAGAGUCUGCUCCAGAAAAAGAGGGUCGAAAGAACUGCCUGGGUGUUGUUUUGAGUCAGGAGCAACUUAGCUGGAAGUAUCUUCGAGGCCUUGUAUGGGAAACGUCUGAGACAGUUACAAGAAAUGGCUCAGUUACAUGAAGGCUCUUCAGCUGGCAACACCAUGGAAACUUCAAACUUUGCACAUGUUAUCUUUCAAAAUGUAGCUAAAAGCUAUCUUCCACAUGCUGCAUUAGAAUGUCACUAUACUCUUACUCAGCAUAUCAAGCCUCAUCAAAAAGACUGGGUUGGCAUUUUUAAGGUUGGCUGGAGUACUGCACGAGAUUACUAUACUUUUUUAUGGUCUCCUGUCCCAGAGAAUUACACUGAAGGCACCUCAGUUAAUCGUGUUGUUGUAUUUCAAGGUUACUAUGUUCCAAAUGAUGAUGGGGAAUUUUAUCAGUUCUGUUAUGUCACUCAUAAAGGGGAAAUCCGGGGAGCUAGUACCCCAUUCCAGUUUCGCGCAUCCUCUCCAACUGAUGAUCUGCUUACUGUUGAAGAUGACAAUAAUUCUGAUAUCCUUGUAGUAACCACCAAGGCUGGAUUCUUAGAGCAAAAAAUUGUUGAAGUUAUAAAAGAAAAAGAUGAGCUGCAAAAAGAAAUAACUUCCUUAGGGACAGAAAAGGAUCAACUUCUUCAACAGACACAGAAGUUAAAGAAAGAAAUAUCAGAGGAAAAAGAGACGUGCGUCCAGAUUAGAAGGGAAUACGAGGAACUUGUUCAAAAUACACAAUCUCUCAAAAAGGAAAAUGAAGAAAUUAGACAGAAAUAUCAAGAAUCUUUUUCUAAAGUUCUCCAGCUAGAAGAGGACCUUAUCGAAGUGACGCAGAAGGGAAUUGGGAGGGAGACCGAACUGGACAGCCUCCGUGAUUGCCUGAAGAAGUUAUCAGCAGAAAAAGAGCACCUAGCAUCACAAAUAAAAAAUGAAAAGGAUGAAAAAGAAUUGUAUAUGAUUCAUUUAAAAAAUACGGAGUUGGAAAACACAAAGUUGGCUGCAGAGGUCCAGAUUUUAAAAUCCGCUAGUGUGAACAAAGAUAACCAGAUAGCUCAAUUGAAAGAAGAGGUCUAUGGAAUUAAACAAUGUAUGGCAGAAAAUGAGAAAUUGCAGAAAGAAAUUAUGACAACCUCUGCAAAUAAGGACGAAUCAGUGUUUUUGAGAGAACAACUGCGGAAAACAGAAGAGCAGCUUCAGGCUACAAGACAGGAAGUGGCUUUGCUAUCAGCAGAGCUAAGAGAUGUUGCCAGUGUUCGGGAUAAAACCAUGUCUGACUUGUAUAGUGCUCGUCUAGAGGUUGAUGCUCUGAAAAAGAGCCUAUCUGAGGUUGAAACAGAAUGUAAAACUAAAGAAUUACUGUUGCAGUCCAUGAAAGAUGCAAUGGAGAAGCAUAAAAAGGAAGACAAUGCAUUAAAUAUAACAACAGAGCAAGAACUGCAUAAAGAAAUUGAUGAUUUGAAACUAAGACUUCAGAUGGCUGCCGAACAUUAUAAGGAAAAGUACAAAGAGUGCCAGAAGCUUCAGAAACAAGUUGUGAAGCUUAAAGAACAAGGGGAGGUGAAGAAAACAGCAUCAUCUUAUGUGGUUCAAAAAGAAUCAAUGUGUAAUGAAGGUUCUGGAAUGGAAAUUGCCUCACCAGUCAGCUGUCCUUCAUCAGAAGCUUCACUUGAGACCCUUUUUCAAGAUAAGAUGAAAGUAGCUAGUAAAGAUGCAAAUGAAAAAAAUGACAAGUACAAAAAAUGUAAACAAUUACUUACAGAAGAGAAAGAAAGGAGUCGUGUGUAUGCUGAUGAAUUGGAAAAAUUGGAAUUGAAGUGGAAAGAGCAAUGUAAAAUUAUUGAUACAUUAAAACUGCAGGUAGCUGCCGAGGAAGACCGUUACAAGAGUCAAGUAGCUGAAAAGGGAAGAGAAGUAAACAAAUUAAAGGAAAAUUUGACCUUAGUUUAUAAAGAAAUGGAGAAGCUAGAAGAGGAGCUACAAAGAAAAAUGGAAAGUCAGCCAGACAGAAUUGCUGAAGGUCAGAGUUCCCAUAUUUCUCAGCAGGUGAUCUUGCAAUACCCAGUUCCGUAUUCAGAGGAGUACCUCAUCCAGCCAGUGGAGCCAGCGAGACAACCUGAACUGCAGUUUGGAAAUCCCUACUGUCCCGAGAACACGAGAGAUGAGACAAGUGGUACUUUUUCUCCUAGCAGUAUCUGUAGACCUCCUGUUGGGCCUCCUUCCUGGGAUAACAAUGUGGUCUGCAUUCAACCUGCAAGAAACCUAAGCAGGCCCGAUGGUCUAGAAGAUGUAGAGGAGCUGGUAAAUCUGCCUGAAAUGGAAGCCAAGAAUGGCCAGGGAGUUGCCAGCAACUCACCCCAUUCCCUACUUCAGGAUCCUAGAGCUCACUUUUGCUUUGAUUCAAGCAUUGAUGUCCAUAAGAGGUGCCCAUUGUGUGAGGUAAUCUUCCCUCCCAACUAUGACCAAAGCAAGUUUGAGGAGCACGUUGAAAGCCACUGGAAAGUGUGUCCCAUGUGCAAUGAGCAGUUCCCUCUGAACUGUCAACAGCAGGUGUUUGAGAAGCAUGUGAUGACCCACUUUGAUGGCAGUGUCCUCAACUUUGAGUAGAUGUUUAGGUUUUAGACCUUCUGCAAAUGUGUUAAAAUGUCAAAUUUUGUAGAAGUGUCUGUUUAAAUUACACUUUAAAUGUAGCAUAAUGAUCUGUGUGUAUUCUUUCCCUGUUGUAAAUAUGCCCUGUCCGAUGCCCUCUCAAGUAUUCCCUGUGACCACCAUCUGAACUGCAGUACACCAGUACAGGCGUGCACUUUCUUAUUUGGAUUAAGCUAGAUCAGCUGUUAAGGAAAGAUGACUGAUUGACUGUGUGUGUGUGUGUGUGUGUGUGUUAGCGACUUCACUUACGUAGUAGUAGGUUUAAAUGGAGCGACUGAGUGCUUGUAGUAUUUGUGCUUUGUUGAUCUUCUUAGCAUCUGAGCUUUUAUUGUAUUUGUUGGCGUUGGUCGUAAAGAUUACAUAAUACCAACCAGUUUGCCACUAAAUUUGUAUGUAUUUAACAUUAAGGUUCUAAGUACUUUAUAAAAAAUUGGGUAGUUCUUCUUGCUAAUAUUUUAAAAUGUAUUUCACUUCUUCUACAAUCUUGUUUGAAGCCGUCUGUGGAAUCCUCUGAUGUGUACUUGAACUGGCGACACAUAAGAAAUCUACCAUUGUGCUAUUUUACGCAAGUUUCUGAUUUCCUUAAUUUUAUUUGAUGAUUUGGUGUGCAAUGAAACCUUUUAUUUAAAAAGAUUGUUACUUUUCAUUAUUGGUUGUUAAUUAAAGAGGGUAAUGCAUUUAAUCCUGUAAAUGCUAGUUAAAAUAAAAAUACAAAAGUGAAUCUUAAAGCAACCAAAUGCCUCAUAAUUAGAUUGCUUUUAAUAUUAUAGACAGCUGACCUUCUAUGUCUGCCCUUCCAGGACCCCCUACUGUAUGUUGCUUCUUGAAUGUAUCUGAACCAGUUGUAUAGCUCCAAAUGUAACUUUUUCUAUGAAAUACCAGUCAAAACUACACAAAGUGCAAGAUAUUUGCAUUGUGUAUAGCGGUUGGUGCACACAGCAGAAAAGAAAACGUGAAAUGGCUUAAAUGUUGUAUUUUACUUUAAAAUUUGAAUUUGAUCAGUAGGACAGGUGAUCAGAAACUAUAAAAAACCCAAGCUAAACCAAACAAGGUUUAUUAUUCUCCUUAAUACCCAUGACCCUUGUGUCACCAUUCCUCUGUAGCUGACUUGAUGUCUUCAUCAUUGGUAUAAAGAAUCCCACAGAGGUGGCCCUUCAGACUGGGGAACAAGUGACAGUCAAAGGGGCCUGGUCUGGAGAAGAGGGUGGAUGUGCAAUCUUUUCAAAUCCGUAGGUUCACAGAGCUGCCUUUGCAACCUGGGCAGUGUGAGCAGGGUACUGUCAACAGGCAAAAGGGGAGCGGGCGACGGUUAUCCUCACCACGUCUUACCUAAUUGUUUGCCCAAAAGGAAAAGCAAAUCAGUGUGAUAUUGAAGUAAUACUGACCAGUAAAGUGUACCUAUUGAGGCAUGUAAUUAAUAUGAAGUACACCUUCAACAGCCUUUAAAAUUGUGCACAUGAUCUUGUCAGCACUGGCUUGAUUUUGGUGUUUUAGAAUCCCUGGACUUCCUUGGUUUUGACUGUUUUUUCUGGACUCAUGGGAGCACAGUGAUGCAUGCAAGUUCUUUCCCUAGCUAUGAAAUGUUUCUCAAAUUUCUCAAAGGCCACAAGAUUCUCCGUAAAACAUCAGGAGCAGUGUUUCUUUAUUUAAGGAGCCAACAUUCUGGGUAUCUAGCAUACACAAACCUUACUUAAGUUUAAUUUUUAAUGACCUGUGGAUUCAGUUGAGCAUUAACUAACUUCUAGAUAAGAUAUGAUCUGGACUGUGGUUCAUCAUUGAUAGUAGCCACUAUAAAUCAGAUAAAUUGAUUUUAAUGGAUUUCAGAUUUACUGAUGAUCUGCAGUGCACACAAAACCCAGGUGUCAACUUGUCUUGACUGCACUGUUCACUGGGCUUUGAACUUGGAGUAAAAGUAAAGCCAGAACGCUUUAGAACUGGUGUACUAAUCAUUGUAAUGGUCAGUGUUUGAUCGCUGUAGAGUAAGAUGGAUGAACUGUCUGAGUCAUGGAGCAUACAAGUACAGUGGCAUUUUGUGUUUUAUGGAGUGCUGGCUUAAACCCAAGUUACCUUCUGCUGUUUUAAUGCUGGACUGACUUCAUCUUAUUUGAGCAGACAGAGACCCAGUGUGGUGUGGAAAAAAGACAGGAAGGGGCCUGGUCUUCCAUGUGAGCAAUGGUGCAAAACUUUUUAGUUAAAACUACAGUUUGUAAUUCAGACAAUGAAAUUCUGACUGUUGGAGUUCAUCCACAGUAUUUGCCGAGGGAGUUAAGUUAUGUCAUCCUUAUUAAUGUGUAUAUUCCCCUGCUGCAAAUGGGGACUCAGCUAUGGAAAUGAUUCAUUGUGUCACCAUUACUUUAAUCAUGACUCAGUCCGACCCUUGACUUCAGCUUUGUGACUUUGGAGGCAACAAUGACAAUUUUUGCAACUUGUUCCACAGUGGGAAAUAACAAGCUGGACCUGCUUUAUUCAGAUGUUAAAGAUGUCUUUACGUGUAAGCUUACUGGCACCUUUGGGCAGGUCUGACCACAACCUGAUUGAAUUUAUACCCAAACCUGUUAUUAGAUGGCAACCUGUUACCACCAGAAUAGUGAGGAAGUGCAGCCUGCAGGCAGAAAUGAGACUGAAUGACUGCUACCAAAUGGGGAUGAUAUUGAGGGACUGUCACUAUAUCGCACACUAUAGUCACUUUUGUGUUGACACCGUGGUACCCUCAGUGUGUUGCUUUCCAGACAACAGGCCCAGGAUUACUAAGGACCUAAAAAGCCUCCUGAAUGAGGAAAAGAGAGCAUUCAUGUCUAGUGCUAAAGAAAAAGUGUAAAGGAUUACAAAGCUAAAAUAGAAAACAAACUCAUUCAGAAUACUUGAAGGAUGACUGGGAUGGAUUAGGCAUAACGACUGGACUCCAGCAAUCCAGGGUUCAGGUGCUAGAAGGGGAUGUGGACAAAGCUAAUGCCCUUAACCAGUUUUUUUAACAGUUUAUCCCUCCCAUUGCCACCUUUUACCAGUGACUAGUCUCUCUACACCAUCUCUACUACAUAAACAACUCCUACUACAUCAAUUGGAGUUGCCACUGAGAAGUCCAUCUCUGACCAUCACUGUGAACGGUCCAUAACUGAAGAUCAAGUAAGGAGACACCCCUGAGGAAGCUACACACAGGAUAAGCUGCAGGACCAAUGGAGUCGGUCCUUGAGUUCUUAAGACCUGUGCUGACCAACUUUGUUGCCCUCUGUCACCUGUUCACUUAAGGCUUCAGAAAGUGGAGCUGCUGUGGAAAACAUCCUGCAUUGUUCCUGCUCCAAAAAAGGCAGGGGUUUCUUCACCUAAUUACUACAGACCAGUGGCAGUUAUAUGUCCUUUGAGAGGCUGGUCCAGGAUGAGUCCUCUGCUGGUAGACCACCUGGACCCGUUGCAUCUUGGCGGUCAGUUAGAGUUUGGAAUAGAGAAUGCAUGUACUGUAUCGUCUGUGCUCCACAAGGUUUAUUCUUACCUGGACAAAGCUGGUAGCACUGUGAGGAUUGUUUUUUUUUUUUUUUGAUUUCUCCAGAACUUUCAGUACCAUCCAGCCAUUCCUGUUGAGGGGGUAAUCUUAGAAAUAUGCAGGUGGAUGAGCCUACGGUGUCCUGGAUAAGGGAAUGUCUGUUGGGCACACCACAGGACUGCGUUCCUGAUGCGAACACCACAAGGAACAGUCCUGUCUGUUUCUCUUCAAUCUGUAUACCUCGGACUAUAAACAACACCAGGUCAUGUCACUUGCAGGAAUUCUCAGAUGAUUCUGCACUUCUGGGGGUUUAUUGAAGAGGGGGAUGAGACACAGGAGAGGAAUUGGGUGGGGAAUUGUCUGCAUCUUGACAUCAGCACAACCAAAGAACUGUUCAGUUAUGGGAUACACGCUGGACCCCUGGAGGCAGUAGCUGAGGAGAGAAUACGCAAACACCGAGUACUCUGAGGCUCCUUUAUACCAACAGCGAUACGCCUGCAUCAGGCCUCACUGGGACUGCCAAGUGAGGAGUUUUCUUUUUAAAUUUUCUUCCGUUUUAGCCAUUGUGAUGGGUGUUUAGACCACAGUAUGUGUGUGUGUAUAACUAAAUAUUUAUAACUAUUUAUUUAAAGAACUUCUGUAAUAAAUAAAGCUCUGUCUGUAAUGUCA
This is a messenger RNA of Erpetoichthys calabaricus (reedfish), 6877 nucleotides long. It is a transcript of the gene tax1bp1b, whose product is annotated as Tax1 (human T-cell leukemia virus type I) binding protein 1b. The transcript is spliced from 18 exons. The record is from RefSeq and is a predicted model, not a curated record. The coding region runs from base 175 to 2688 and encodes 837 amino acids. Lineage: Eukaryota; Metazoa; Chordata; Cladistia; Polypteriformes; Polypteridae.